Symbiodinium necroappetens is the source of this 303-nucleotide messenger RNA. NCBI's taxonomy places the organism in Eukaryota, Dinophyceae, Suessiales, Symbiodiniaceae. The record is from the annotation of a GenBank genome assembly.
GACUUGAAUUCAGCUCAUUUGGCAGCGGGAACGUCGGCAGCACUGGAUACCAUUGUUCCACAUCUGCUGGCUUCUGCGUUGGGGGCGGAAGUUUCAGAAGUCGGCGCGCACAAGGUUGCUAUCAUUACAGAUGCUCCUGGCUUGGGAGCACAGCCUGGGGAGCUCGCAGGGCAGGGCAGCGGCAUUCUGCACUUCGAUCUGGCCUUUGAAAUAUGCGGCCCAGCAGCUGCUUUGCAGGAUGCUGUGUCGGACAAGCGUGGCUUCGAGCACCGCUUUGCUCGGACAGCGGCAGAGAAGUACGAG